Molecule: messenger RNA, 501 nt
Organism: Dissoconium aciculare CBS 342.82
Lineage: Eukaryota; Fungi; Ascomycota; Dothideomycetes; Mycosphaerellales; Dissoconiaceae
Exons: 1
Coding region: 111-407 (98 amino acids)
Source: RefSeq, a predicted model, not a curated record
GGACCGCCUGCAGCAUGGAGCAGUUCCCUGGUUGCUGGGUCCGCUGUGGCAAUACCGUAGUGUCAUUGCCGUGGUGUUUCGCCUGAGGUGGCGGUCAGCCGUCGGCCUCCAUGUCCCAAGCAGGAUUUGUUCCGCAGCAUGGAAAGCAGCGGUCAGGGUGCGUCAAUUUGAUUGAUGAGCUAGGGCCAUUCCUUGAGCCCAAGACAUCAUGCAAGCAUCGGCAGAUGACGCUGAGGAUUGUCGAUUGUGCCACUGUGUGCGUUUGCAUAGUGAAAUGCCUCAUACUUGUUGUAGUGGGUUUGUUGGGGUCUGCAAGGGACCCGUCAGGCCGUCUGCACUGGCGGCGGUGUCCUUCGGCGCGUUCUCAUGCAACGUUCCAUGCCGCAAUCAAUAUCCAUGGAUUAUGACGAGUGUGGCCGUCUUGUCUCGAGAUCGUCGAAACGGGAAAACAGUGUAAAGUCCGGGCGGGAGUGGACAGCCAAUUGCGGGACUAGCCGAGCC